CUGCUCAUCAAUGUUGUGUCUUACGCUUUUUCCAUCUCUUUCACUUGCCCGUGGUUUCCUUUGGCAGAAUUGGUGAGCGUUCUCCAUACUCAUCUUUAACUUCUCAGACAGUAGUAUAUAUAAAUUCUCUCAAUGUCGACGGAGGAGGAAAACGCCAUAGAGGCGGCAGCAGCUGCCCGAAGGGAGAGGCUCAGAGCCCUCAGAGCCGCUCAGGAACUUCUCGAAACUCCCGACGAUGCUGCUGAUAAUAACAACACUAACGAAGACGACGAUGAAAAUGAUGUCCAAAUGAAGUUCCGAAAUUACCUGCCGCAUGAUAAGCAGCUUCAAGAAGGCAAAGUGGCUCCGCCAGUACUCCCAAAGUUUGAGGACCCUAUUGCUACCCUACCUCCCGUCGAAGAGAAGAAAGAGGAUCCAUUUCUGAAUAUUGCUCCCAAAAAGCCAAAUUGGGACCUGCGACGGGAUGUGCAGAAGAAACUCGACAAGCUUGAGAAGCGCACCAUGAAGGCACUCUCUCAACUUAUGG
Molecule: messenger RNA, 526 nt
Organism: Nicotiana attenuata
Lineage: Eukaryota; Viridiplantae; Streptophyta; Magnoliopsida; Solanales; Solanaceae
Product: coiled-coil domain-containing protein 12
Cellular component (GO): post-mRNA release spliceosomal complex; U2-type spliceosomal complex
Source: RefSeq, a predicted model, not a curated record